Molecule: messenger RNA, 5757 nt
Organism: Cinara cedri
Lineage: Eukaryota; Metazoa; Arthropoda; Insecta; Hemiptera; Aphididae
Source: the annotation of a GenBank genome assembly
CGAAUACGACGCGUCUUAAUUAUUACGUACUUGUGUUGUUGUUUCUAUAUGAGAAUAAUUAUUUGUACAAGUUAAUAUAUUAUGACUUAUUGCUCGUAUACAGAUUAAAACGUAUUAUUCUGCAUUUGAACUGCGUGCUCAUAUGUUGUGAAUUAAAUAUUGUACGAUUCCAAACAAAUUCAUUGUAAAAAUGUACGUUCUUAGAGCAAUGUGCCUGUGCCUGGCUGCUGUCGUUGUUUUCGUAAGUUGACUUGAUGUAAUUUAUUGAAAUUGCAUUUUUACCAUUACAAUAACAAUUAUAACCUAUAGAUAUACUAUAAUGAAUGACGAAUUGAUUCUUUAUUUUUUUUUUAUUUAACUAUAUACGAGUAGGUACACGUAAUAAACUCGUAGGUAUUUCUAACUACUACUCGUUAAAAUCACAUUUUUAAUAUAUUUUAAUUUUAAUACACUGAAAUAGUAUAUUGAAAUCGAUCAUACGAAUACGAUUUGAGUAAGUAAUUUAUUUAACAUAAAUAGUUAUCUAUACGCGUUAUAAAAUAGCGUAAAAAUCAAAAAUAAUAUUAUGCAAAUUAAGUAUUUAUUGCGAAUGGCUGUACCUUCUAAUAAUAUAUUAUUUUAUUUACAUAGUAAACACCGUUAAACAGCACGUUUAAAAUUUGUAUUUUAAAAAUUAGAAAAACGUAUUCAAAAAUAUUAAUAUCAAGUUGAUUAAGUUUUUAAUCUUUAUUAUAGGUUUAAAUGACUUAUUUAUCACAUAUUUUACUUUAUAUUUUAAGUUUCAUAUUAAUUUACAUCAUUUACAUAUUUACAAUUUUUGUAAGACUUGCGAACCAUACGAAUAUAGGUACAUAAUAAUAUACUAUACAUACAUUAUACAUAAUAUUAUAUUGAAUAAUAUAAUCAAGUAUUAUUUUAUCAUCAUAUUAUAAUUGAAGGCAAUAUAAAAAAAAAAUAAUUUCUAAUAUUUAAAAUAUAGUAUUUAUCUAUACAUUACGUGAUUUGCAAUAAAUUAUAAUAUAGGUACCAAUUAUUAUUACCUAUGAUUAAAAUUAAAAUAAAAAAACACGUCCUAGGAUAAUGGAAACGGGUGCAGCCACCGUUAUAGCUAAUUUAAUAUACAUCUGUGAGUAACGAUAAACUAUUACUAACGAAAAGAACGGUUCUGAGCGCAGUUUAUUGGAUAGUGAUGCUUUGUCAACAAUAUAUAUGUCAUAUUAUGGUAAAAUAAUUAAAUAGGCAUUAUAUAUUUUCUUUAAUAUUUUUUUAAUAUUGUAUCGAUUUUCUCAGUUUUCUUAUGUUUUUAUCUGAAUUUUAACAUUUGCUGAGAAAACUCAUGGAAAAUCCAAAAAUGACCUAAGGUACCUUCCCAAUCAGAUUUCCUUUCAGAAAAAGUGCUAUCAUUUUAAAUCAGAGCGAAAUUGCUGGUUUAAAAGUUGUACACACUAAGAAAAGACCAUAUUUUUUUACUAAUAUCUACAUUUCGUACAUUUUCCGUUUUUCCGAAAUUUUAUCCCACUUUUUCUCAGACAUUAUGAAAACCGCUAAGAAAAUCUAAAAUUGACCUUUCAAAAGUACCAUCUGGACAACAUUCCCUUUCAGAAAUGUUACUGCGCGUAUAUAUCUGAACAAGAUUUCUGGUAGAAUUUUUUGUACACAGGAUAAAAAAUGAAAAAGAAAAAAAAAAUUAAACAUCUUAGUUAAAACAAUACAUUCUUCGCUACACUCAAAAUCUAAAAUGUCACACUUAUAAUGUUACAAUUAUUUUAGGGCGAUAACUCUUCAGGCAGCUCAAAAAGUCGUUCCAAUGAAGUGUUAAAAAGUUGCGUUGCCGAAACAAAAUUGUCUGAAGGUACAUGCAAUAUUAACAUUUUUAUUACAUUUAAAAAUUAUUUUGUAAGUAGGUAAAUUGUAAGUAAUGCGUACACAUAGUCCAGUAAUUAUGUAUAAAUACGUAUAUGUAUACGUAAACGAUUUAAAUAUUUUGAUGUAUAUUAAUCUAUACACAAUAAAACAAAAAUUUACACAAAAAAAACCAUAUUGGACCGAUAUGUAGGUUAUGUAACCUAUGUAUCAUAUUGUGUUGUUUGUUGUUACACUUUCAUAAUAAGAAAGCAUAUUUUUUUAAUUUUUUAAUCAAUACACAAUUAUAUUAAUAGAAUAUUUUCUUUAAGAUGCACUGAAAACGUUACGCGCAAAGGGUGUACCACAAACACAACCUGAAAAAGUACGUUCGAUUAUAAAAUACUAACCAUAAACGUACAAAUAAUGAUAAAUAACAUAAUGUUACGGAUAAAUAAUAAGUUUUUACGGUUUUUUUUUUUUUUUAGUGCAUGGUGGGUUGUUUAAUGAGAAAAAAAAAUGUAGUAAGUAUAACGUCUAUGAUAUAUAUAUAAAUUAUAUAGAAUUAUUCAAACGAAAAAAUAUUUUCAAGCAUUUUGAUGUUUUAUAUCAUUUCGUGAGUAUUCUGUAGGACAAUAUAAAAUAUUUUUUUUCAAUUGAAAACAGAAUCAAAAAUCUUAGUUUAAAAACUUAAAUGGUAAUUGUUCUCGAUUGUUUUGAAAAAAAUACGUUUCCACAAACUGUUUUAACAAAAUUCUCAAAACAGGUUUUUGUCAUUAAAUAUACAAUUUUAUUAGUCAAUAAAUUUAUCAAGUCGGAAUUCCUUAUUCCAUUAUGAAAAUAAAACCUAUUUGACAACUUUUGUGUAUAGAUUAGUAACGGAACAUUUUCAGAAAAAGGACUAAGUCAAAUAGCACACGAAUAUUUCGGGACCAAUCAAACGAUCGUCACUCAAGCAAAGAGUCUAGUGCAAGUCUGUGCAAAUAGAGGUAAAUUUGAUUGAAUAGUUAUUUAACUUUAUACUGGUUUGGUUUGAAUGAUUAAAACAACACACACGUGUAUUGAUUAUUGGCCACGGUUUAAGAUAAUAUGGUCACAGAACCAUUAUACUCUUCAGCGGUUGUGAGCGACAGCAAGCUACUCGCUCGACGCAUUUCCCUAUUGUAUUCUUUCUUCUUUCAUUGUAGUGCUUUCAAGUAACCAAUAUUCAAAACGAUCACAACUAUAGAUACAAUUUUCUAAAAUCGUGUUGUUUUUUUUUUAACUAUAAAAUACUACUUACUAGAUUACGUUGUCAUAAAAGAAGUUUUUAUGGAUAACAUUCAUCAGACACUUUAUCACUACUCGUUGCGUAACCAUUCCAGUGUUAGCCUAGCCAAUAGGCCGUGAACAUGACCUGGGUCCCAAGUCGUAUUUAUAUCUGAGGGCACCUCAAAGAACAAAAUUUAUAAAACAUCAUCAUUUAACUACUGACUAUUUUUUGAACAGAGAUUAAAUAUACAUAGUAUUGUUUAGACUUUAAGUUGACUAUUGUAGGCUGCAGCGCAGUAUUGCCUGCAGUAAAAUAAUAAUUAAUUAUUAUGAGUGAGUGAUUAUAUGAAUAGACCAAUUACUGAAAACUGAAAUUUCUCUGAAAAUCACUAAAUAUAACAUAAUAUAUAAAUAGGAAUCCGCGAAAUCUAUUGUUUUUUUUUUUAGAAUAUUAUCGACCAAUAAAACCGACUUUCUUCCCAGUAUCGCAUUUAUUUUUAAAGCCUUUGAAUUUUUGAUCUGGGGCUCUUAAAAACAAAAUGUUCCAGGGGCCCUUGGUGUACCAGACCAACUCUGAACCAUUCUAUCUAUAGCUGUGGUAUUAAUCUAACAUAACCUAUAAACAGGGUCACAUUUAGGGGGGUUUAGUGGUCCUGGAAUCAUCCCUCAUAAUCGUAUUUUAAUGCACGAUAUAAGUUUUGUUAUCAUACUCCGCAUACUCGAAUAUCGUUUAUUAGGUACUCUUAAUUAUCACAUAUGCUCAAUACAAACCGUACGUCUCUGGCGUACUUUUAAAAUAUGAUAUUUUAUAAAUACUAAUUUAAAAAAUCAUAUAAUAUUAUAGGUUUUUCUUAUUUAAAUUAUUAAAUACUUGCUUCUAAACGUAUCUUACUUAUUUUGUAUGUAAACGUUGCUUUAAAACAAAAAAAAUUAAUAUAUAAAAUUAAAGGGGGAAAGGCAUAAAAUUUGUUUGCACGGGGCGGCUUACUUCUAGAUGCGGCCUACCUAAAAAUAGCAUAAUAUUAUACAUUUAUAUUAUAUAGAUAGAUAUAUAUCGAUAGAAUUUAAAAUCUCUGCAUAAAUAAUUAAUACCUAGGCAAUAUUAUUCAGUUAGAAUUCCGUUACUGUUACAGACAUACAAAACCAAAUUUCAGUAAUCUAUAGUUUAAUUUUUUUUUUUUUUUCAAACACAGCAAACAUGACAUUUAACCUAACUUUUUAAUAACAAAGCCAAAUAAUUUUAGUAAAAUACUACAAAAAAAAUUCAUUAAAUUAAAUACAUUUCUUGUAUACUUAAAAUUUUCAGCUCAAUCGGCAGGAACUGACGAAUGUACAUUAGCUGGUGUUGUUACCACUUGUGUUGUGGAAGAAGCUCAAAAAGUAAAUUACACAUUUUUAUAAGUAUAAUUGAAUGUCUUUUAGUAUAAUUGUUCGCAAACGUCUCUACAUAUUUACUAUUUAAUAUUGAUACAAUUAUUUUGAAAAAACUGAAUAUACAAUACCUAUAAUAUACUUGGAUACCUGUGCCCAAUGCUGGGCAAAUUAACAAAAAAGUCAAAACUUCGUUUAAUGUUAAAUUAUAAUAUGUUAUGCAUAAAAUACGCAUAGAAUAUAUUUUAUUAUAUAUUGUAUAUUCUAACUGAUUUUCAAGCUGAAUGCAGCAUAAUACAGCUUAAUAAAAAUACAAACGAAUAUAAUAUUUUAGUAAUAUAGGUUGGCUACCAAGUAUUUGUUGAAAACGAAUUUAACAUUAACCUUUUUUUACAGGCUGGAUUACCAACAGUACCGGGUAGCCGUUCUACAUCGAAAGUAACAACAAAAGUCCGACGAAACGUGUAAAUGAUUUUCACAAAACACAAUUUUUACCAGAUUUACGCAACUUCCGGGGAAAAAAUUCAAUUUAACCAUUAAAUGUACAAAUAGUCUAUUCCAUAUUAAUCUAUAUUUAAUCUUAAUUUAUAUUUUCAUUGUCUAUAUACAUUUUUUUCAAAAAGUUUAAUGUAUGAAAAAAAAUUUUAAUUCUUAAGUAUAAUUCAUAACUAGACAUAAAAAUGUUAUCACAAUUUACAACAUUAUACCAAAUCAAAGAUCUUUGAUUUUCAAAUGUUUAUUAUAAAAAUUUAACGAACUUUAUAUUAAAUUUGAAGGGCACAGGGAAAAAACUAGAAGUCACUUUUUUCCAAAAUGGCGAUAUCGGUAUUAAAUAAUAUGUAUUGACGUGCCGUAUAUUUUAUGCGAUCGAAACGAAAAAUAAACCAGAUUAUUCGAAAGAAAUGAAUGUGAAAAUUAAGGCCUAUAGGAAAAAAAACCGAUAGUCAAAUUUAUAAACAGGUAAGUUAUAGGUUAUUUUUUUAAUAUACGGCUAUAGCCUUGGUUAAUAAUAUACGUGGGUACAUUUCACCAGCCCACCCAUUCAAAAAUUUCAAAUUUUUUUUGCACCAAUAUUUAGCAUGCAGUUAGCAUGAAUUUACAUGCCUAUCGUCUCAAUUUGCAUGCUUUUAGUUUAGGCGUUAUAACAAAAGAACGAUGUGGAUGGCUGUAGAAACUUUAUUACAGCCUUCUCUGGACUUUUAAUUCAACUUUUCCCGAUUUUAUCUGACGCCAAUAUUUAUAAUGCAAUAUUGCGAUCCGAACUUAGUACUUUGUAAAAAAAAAAUUGUUACA